Molecule: messenger RNA, 2035 nt
Organism: Periophthalmus magnuspinnatus
Lineage: Eukaryota; Metazoa; Chordata; Actinopteri; Gobiiformes; Gobiidae
Gene: cox10
Product: protoheme IX farnesyltransferase, mitochondrial
Exons: 7
Coding region: 86-1477 (463 amino acids)
Biological process (GO): heme biosynthetic process
Cellular component (GO): mitochondrion; mitochondrial membrane
Molecular function (GO): protoheme IX farnesyltransferase activity
Source: RefSeq, a predicted model, not a curated record
CGAUUGCGGUUGCACGCGGAGGUCAAAAUGGCGACGCGCUACAUGUGAAGGGUCGGAACCGGUGUCGGUGAUCUGCUUCAAAAUCAUGUAUAAAUCGCCAUGUAGUCGUUUGUCAGGUUUGAUUGGUGCUAGUUUGAAGCAGAAACUUCUCCAAAAUGUUCCUCGAUGCAACUACAGCACCCGGACUAUCAUAAAGCUCUACAGGAGAGACCCUUCAGACAGGCUCACGUACCAGCAUCUCAACUUCCUCAAACGACAGUAUGUCACAAAGAACAGAAAUGGGCUACGGCAACGUGCUGUCCCAAAGCAGCAACCUGUGGUGACCAUCCUGGAGGAGGCUGAGGAUGCAGUGGAGCGACAGGUGCAGAGGAUACCCACGAUAGGCCCAGAGCAGGAGGAGCUGUCUGCUGAAGCAAAGCCCAAAGUCUCCUCUGUAGACCCUUUAACCAGAGAUGCAGUCAAACCAGAGGCAUCCAGUGAAGUGGGGACAACAGAGGAGGCGCCACAUAUUCAGGAGGAGACUGAGCUGUCCAAGGUGGCACGACUCGACCGACAGUGGAAAGAGCUGAAGGUGGAGCUGAGUGACCUGCCUGAUGUGUAUGCCAGACUGGCCAAAAUCAAACUUACAGCCCUGGUGGUUACGACAGCUGCAGCAGGAUAUGCAAUGGCACCAGUGCCCUUUGACCCUCUCAUCUUCUUUGUCUCAUCUUUGGGAACGUUCCUCGCCUCCUGCACUGCCAACUCCAUCAAUCAGUACUUCGAGGUCCCAUUUGACUCCAACAUGAACCGCACCAAGAACCGCCCCCUGGCUCGAGGACAAAUCAGUCCUCUUCACGCAGUCUCGUUCGCUGUGGCGUGCGGCGUUCCUGGCAUCGCUCUGCUCACUCUGGCUGUGAACCCGUUGACCGGUUUUCUGGGAGCACUUAACAUCGUCUUAUACACCUGCUUCUACACGCCGCUCAAGAGGCUCAGCAUCUGUAACACCUGGGUGGGGGCUGUAGUGGGCGCUAUACCCCCCGUCAUGGGCUGGACCGCAGCCACAGGUGCUCUGGAUCCUGGUGCUUUGUUGCUGGGUGCCUUCUUGUUCAGCUGGCAGUUCCCCCACUUCAACGCCCUCAGCUGGAACCUGAGGGAGGACUACUCCAGAGGGGGCUACCGCAUGAUGUCAGUCACCCACCCGGCCAUGUGCCAACGGGUGGCGCUGCGUCACAGUGUGGGGCUCAUCGGCCUGUCCGCAGUGGCCCCCGUUGUAGACCUGACCACAUGGACUUUCCCCAUUAUCUCUCUGCCCAUAAACCUGUACAUCAGUUUCCUGGCCUUCCGCUUCUACCGCAAAGGAGACCGCAACAGCGCUCGCAAGCUGUUCUUCUGCAGUCUGUGGCACCUGCCCAUGCUGCUGCUGCUCGCCCUCACAUGUAAGAAGCCGCGCCCACGUCAGGACUCCUCCACACCAGACUCUACCCCCGUCCUUGUGUGAAUGAAGCACUGUAAAAGUAUGUGUGACCACCACCAAGGCACCACUCGCACUCAGGGGGACACAUGACAGACAUAUGAGUUUAAUUCAAACCAGUGGUGCUCAGGAAAUGAGCUGCAAAUGUUGUGGAUCAAAACAGCUGAUUACAGAAACACCCUGAAUUAUUACAGGCCCUAAUGAUUUCAAUGUGCCCUGUGUAUAUUCUGUAUUUAUUUAUAGAGGUCACCUCCAGUUCCUCUCUGUGUUGUACAGGAUUCAGUUACACUGUAAAGUGUCCAUAUUGCAUUGUUCAAAUGCAGAAGAGGAUGUCGGAUAUUAUGUGGUGUUUUAGAUUAGACAGUGGAAAUAGGAAUGGAUGUGUAUUUUCUGAGCAGCUACACUUUACACAAACUUUUCCGGUUACUUGACACAGAGAAAGCCUCAUUGUGCUUUGCUUAGAGCUGCUGCACUGAUGUGCCCUUAUGCAUUAACAUGUUGGUUUUAUUCUGCUUGUUUUGCUUCUACCAAAUCCUCCUGUAUCAGCCAGGACAAAUGCUAUACAAUAAAUGUAAUUUAACUGUU